CAAGAGAUUCAUUUCUUUGCUGCCCCUAGCGGUCAGGCCCGGCACAAACAACAUGACAGAGCCCCGAACUUUCCUCUCGAGAACGAGUAACAAGGUGAAAACACAGCGACCUGGCUGCUCCUUGCGGCGUGAAACCGACUGUCAGCAGCUCUGAGGCAGCCGAACUACUUCUGAAAGUAACACGUGACUCGACCCCGCCCCUCCUCUUGCCGUUUCUAUAUCCGCUGCGUUCCACGCCUCCUCCUCAUUUCUGCCAUUUAUUUCCUGUUACGCCCGGAAGAGGCUGUAAUAUCUGUCAGGGUGUGAGGAUGUCGGAACUACGGGAGAUGCUGAACCGCUUGCAGGAGGUGGACAGGCGGCUGUACGGGCGGAGCGGGGCCGAACCCAGGAAGGUGGCAGUUGGGCUGCUGAAAGCUCAAGUGGCACUUGGGAAUAUCGCUGCCAAACGUGAGCGAGUAAAGACUCUCUAUAAGAAAAUUGAAGACCUGAUGAAGUAUCUGGAGCCUCAGUACAUCGACAGAAUUGCCCUUCCUGAUGCCAUGAAGCUGGAGUUCAUCUUGGCAGAGGAGCAGUACAUUGUGGCACAGGCGGAGCUGCUGGAGCAACUGCACAGUCUCACCUCAUAUCUGGACAGUGAUCACAUCACAGUUCCAGGCCAGGCCUCCCGGCUCCAGACUCUCUCCCAGAUCCACAUAAAGCAGCAGGAUCAGAGUGAGGAGAUCACAGGCGAAACCAAACGGCUGCUAGAGGAUUAUAACAAGAUGGCUGUUCUCCUCUCCAAGCAGUUUGUACUGUGGGAUGAGACUGUGUCCCAGCUGGAAGCUGCAAAGCAACCCAAGAACCUUCCAGAAUGAGCGCUGCCCUGCUGGUUAUAGCUGCUGCUGUUGCACUAUAACCUAUAGACUGUCCUGUGACUCCUCCCCCUGCACAUGGCCCCGCCCUGCUCUUCACUGGGGAUAGAGUCCAGGUCCCACUGCCAGGAUUGGUCUCUGUGAUAAAGAGGGGGAGGGGCCCCAGGUAUAAAAGAUUGCAUCUGUAUUUGGGGUGCUGUAUAGAAAGUGUGGGGGUUCCAUUACUAGUCUAUAUAAGAUACAGCUGAUCUGUACCAGGGCCCAUAGACGAUCAGAACCCCCAGAUCCCAAUGCAGCGAGGGCCAUUUACCCCUUUUAUUCUAGGGGGGGGGAUCUGGGAACUGAAUUUGGCUCCCAACUUUAAUAUCAGGGGCCACCUGAUUGUAUCUGUCCCACCCUUGGCAAACCCUACUUUAUUUAUUGCUAUUAUAUACCCCCCCCCCAUCUGUCAUUUAUAUGGAUGCACCCCCCACAUGCUCAAUAAACUCCAUGUAACCAUA
Molecule: messenger RNA, 1351 nt
Organism: Xenopus laevis (African clawed frog)
Lineage: Eukaryota; Metazoa; Chordata; Amphibia; Anura; Pipidae
Gene: dctn3.S
Product: dynactin subunit 3 S homeolog
Exons: 7
Coding region: 309-854 (181 amino acids)
Biological process (GO): cytoskeleton-dependent cytokinesis
Cellular component (GO): dynactin complex
Source: RefSeq, a predicted model, not a curated record